Cucurbita maxima (winter squash) is the source of this 3168-nucleotide messenger RNA. RefSeq lists its product as uncharacterized. The record is from RefSeq and is a predicted model, not a curated record. Gene Ontology annotation, molecular function: nucleic acid binding. The transcript is spliced from 8 exons. Lineage: Eukaryota; Viridiplantae; Streptophyta; Magnoliopsida; Cucurbitales; Cucurbitaceae. The coding region runs from base 206 to 2857 and encodes 883 amino acids.
CCUUGACCUUCGUGGUUUACUUGCCCAGCAAGCGAGUGGAUCCGAUUCUUUGCUGGUCUCUUUGUUAUCCGUCUACCCAGCUGACGCCACCGCAAGCUUCCCCGUUGUGGCGGUUUGCUUCGUAUUUUGGGAACUUGACUUGUAACCUACCCAGCCGAGCUCAUCGAUAAAAACGCUGUCGUUCUCUGGCAGUGCCAGGUCUACGAUGGCCGGAGGAAGACGAAGAACCAACCAUGCCAAACCCAGUGAUGGUUUCAGGAAGAACAAAGGUAGUUCCGGCAGAAGAAGAUCAGACCCGUCGUCUUCAGUUCGAGGAAAUUUGUUUGUUGAUGGUGGGUUUUUAUCUGAUUGGCAGUUCCAGACCACGCCGCCGAGUUCAGCUCGAGAGGGAAAUUCGAGGUCGAAAGGCCAGUCUGGAUCCAAAUCGGCUGAUUUAGAUCGUAAAAAAACAGCUUCGUCAAGUGGGACUAAACAAUCAAAUGGUAAUGCUAUUGGCUAUGAGUACCCUCCUGCUCCCCAUCAGGAAGGGGGGUUGCAUUCUGAAUCACGAGGUCUGCAGAAUGAUGCAGACUGUAGCUUGGACAACUCACAGCCUUUUAUAUUACUUAAUUCUAACUCGAAGCAUACGCAAAUUGUCGCAUAUGUUGACGAUAAACCACCUUUAAAGGAAGAUGGUUUGGAAUGUACUUACGAUUACGGUACAAUUUUUCUGUUAGGUGACAGUUCUCAUAGAGGACUAGGGUUUCACGAUGAGGACGAACUUGUUAGAAAUCAAAACACUGAUGAUGACUCACCCACACUUGUGGAAGAACAAGAAGGAUUAUGUACUGGUUCAUUGCCCUCCAAGAAGGAAACGGGUAGUGAUGAGAGGGUUGAGUGCAGGGAAGAGGUUGAGUUGGCUAGUGAGAUGCUAGCAGAAGCAUCAUCCCCCAACAAAUAUUCACAUGGUGCGUGCUCUCCAAGAAAUUCAGGUUUCUUGUCAAUUGGUGGUGUGAGAUUAUACACCCAAGAUGUAUCUGAUGAAGAAAGUGAUGAUGAUGGGGAGUUGUCAAAUGGAAGUUCUGAAUAUUCUGAGCCUUUAGAGUCCGACGAAUCGUCUGAAAGUGAUAGCUCUGCAGAAAUGGCUUGCAGUGGUUCAGAUAUUGAUGACGAGGUGGCUGAAGAUUAUCUUGAAGGGAUUGGUGGGGGUGAACAUAUUUUAAAAUCCAAAUGGUUAGUGAAACAAGAGUUGGCCGAGUCUGAUGAUGAUUGUUCCAGCAGUAGCCUUGAUGAUACUUUGGAGAAAUUAAGCAGCAUUGCUUUGCAGGAAGCAUCCAAAGAAUAUGGAAUGAAGAAAACUCCUUCAAGGGGGAAAAGUAAAAUUGUUUCUAGAGAUAAUUGGUCGUCAUUGGCUCUAGAUGACUUGCUGAUAAAAGAUUCUAGAUCUGCAUCAGCUAGAAAGAAGAAGAAUGCUGCUCAUUUUGCAGGUUCUUGGCCUCCAAAGGCUCCAAAAAGUAAAGCUUGUGGAAAGUAUCCUGGUGAAAAGAAGAAAUAUCGUAAAGAAACAAUUGCAGCAAAGCGUCGAGAAAGAAUGCUUAAUCGGGGUGUUGAUCUAACGCAAAUAAACCUGAAAUUGGAGCACAUGGUUUUGAACAGAGAGGAUAUGUUUUCUUUCCAACCUAUGCAUCCCCGUGAUUGUUCCCAGGUACGACGCUUGGCAGCAAUUUACCGCUUGCAUAGUGGAUGCCAAGGUUCUGGUAAAAAAAGGUUUGUAACGGUAACUCGAACACAAUACACGGGAUUGCCAUCAUCAAGUGAUCAAGUUCGCCUCUCACAGCUAAUAGGAGCAAGAGACAAGGAUAAUGAUUUUUCUGUUGCUGAAGGCUUAAAUAUAAAAUCACACGGCAGCAACAGAAGCAGAGAAAAGAAGAAUGCCAAAACAAGUGGUUUGAGCAUAUUGGAGCUUAAUCAAUCUGGAAGCAGUAAGUCGAGGACAAAGGGUUCUGCAGGUAAGGGAUCAAGUCAGAAAAAGACUGGCAAGAAGUAUGCUGAUCAACCAGUCUCAUUUGUAUCAUGUGGAGUGAUGCAACCAGAUGCGGUGGAGAUAACAACUAGCAAUGUUAAAGACGUAGAUAAAGGUAAGGAUAUCGUAGAUGCAUCAGAAAUGAUGGAGUUGACUACUAGCAAUGUCAAGAACAUGGAUAUAAGUAGGGAUAGUAUUGGUGCAUUUGAGGCGCACACCACGGGCUUUGGGUCAAAAAUGAUGGCAAAAAUGGGAUUUGUAGAAGGUGGAGGGUUGGGGAAAGAUGGUCAAGGAAUGGCCUGCCCCAUUGAAGUGAUCAAAAGGCCAAAAUCACUUGGGUUAGGCAUUGAGUUCUCAGAGGCCUCGACUUCUGCUGGUGAUAACCAGGAAAGUGGAGGAUCCGCCAUUAGAACAACUGGAACUUUGGGAAAAUCUAAAAAAAUGGGUGCUUUUGAAGAGCACACAAAAGGGUUUGGGUCGAAGAUGAUGGCAAAGAUGGGAUUUGUUGAAGGUGGAGGGUUGGGGAAAGAUGGUCAAGGAAUGGGUCGACCCAUAGAAGUGAUCAAAAGGCCAAAAUCACUUGGGUUAGGCGUUGAGUUCUCGGCAGAGGCCUCGACAUCUGCUGGCGAUAACCAGGAAAGUCGAAGAUCCUCCAUUAGAACAACAACCGGAGCUUUGGGAAAAUCUAAAAAAAUGGGUGCUUUUGAAGAGCACACCAAAGGAUUUGGGUCGAAAAUGAUGGCAAAGAUGGGGUUUGUUGAAGGAAUGGGGUUGGGGAAGGAUUCACAAGGAAUGGUGAACCCUUUGCUUCCUGUUAGGCGGCCUAAAGCACGAGGGUUGGGUGCCAAAGGUUAGAUUUGUAGAACACAUCUGUUUGCUUCUUUAUUAACAAAGGUAAAUCUAGCCCUCUCCUGUUAUUUCAAUUGUGUCCUGAUAAAAGAAAGAAGACUCCGUUUUCUUUGCUGCAAAGAAUUAUGUUUCAUCGAGGUCGGGAUUCCAACCUAACCGAUGUCAAAUAAAUCAACCACGCGUUGCAUUCACUUUCAGAAUUGAGCUGAUUGAAACUCUGGAUGUGGGAAGUUUGUUAUGUUUUGAUGUCGUUGGGCGAAGUGAACUCAUCGUUUAUGUGCAUUUGAUUGAACUUCCAAUCUUGUUGCACUGUCCCC